Olea europaea var. sylvestris is the source of this 3091-nucleotide messenger RNA. RefSeq names its product probable LRR receptor-like serine/threonine-protein kinase At2g16250. The transcript is spliced from 5 exons. Gene Ontology annotation, biological process: hormone-mediated signaling pathway; protein phosphorylation. The record is from RefSeq and is a predicted model, not a curated record. Gene Ontology annotation, cellular component: plasma membrane. Gene Ontology annotation, molecular function: ATP binding; protein kinase activity; protein binding. The coding region runs from base 562 to 2721 and encodes 719 amino acids. Lineage: Eukaryota; Viridiplantae; Streptophyta; Magnoliopsida; Lamiales; Oleaceae.
UCAAGAAAAUUCAACCUCCUCCUCCUUCCUUAACCUUACAUGAGCAAUGGGUCCAUGCAAGAAUGUAAACACGAAAUCAAUUCAAUUAUUUCGAAUCAAUCAUAAGAGAUUGAUCACUAGUCCUACCAAUCUCAUAAUUUUCCGCUUGUAUAAUUGCUCUUGCAGAGGACCCGAAAAAGCCAACACAGACACAGAGACACGGUUACUGUGUGUUACGGCUUUCCACGAACCCCAUCGAGUCAAAUUACUGGUCAGUGGUCACCAACGAUAUUUAUCAUUAAUAAUGCCUCUCCCACUACCAUGAAAACAUACAGUUGUGGCCGUUGAGAAAAACCCUUUUCGCCAUUAAUACACCCCGACGUAUACAUAUCCAGAUACUUAAAGGUUCACAUGCAUAUACGCAGUUGUUAUAUUUGUAUUGAAAUGAAGAACCAAACGUGGUGAUGACCAAGACAGAAGCACUGUUCAAGAGAAAAAAAUUAGUGUAAUCAAAAGCAAGAAAACCAUUUUCAGAAAGUGUUAUAGAAAUUAGCCACAUAUUGAUUUUCUCUAACAGAAAUCAUGGAGGUUGGCUUCAAGAUUUUUCCACUUCUGUUCUUCUUGUUUGUCAACUCUGUUCUUACUCAGACAGUCCCACGACUGAGUUCCAACUCGGAAUGGAGGGCUUUACGAGACCUACGGUCGUCACUGGGAAUUCGAGCGAAGGAUUGGCCUAGAAAAACUAACCCAUGUUUGAAUUGGACUGGAAUAAAAUGCCAAAAUGGUCGUGUAAUUGGAAUAAAUUUAUCCGGGUUAAGAAGAACUCGUGAAGGAAAACUCAAUCCGCUAUUUGCUAUUGAUUCUUUACCCGCUUUUACGUUGUUGUCUUCCUUUAAUUCAUCUGGGUUUUUACUUCCAGGGUCAAUUCCGGAAUGGUUAGGCCAAAGGUUAAGUAAUCUCCAGAUUCUUGAUCUUAGAUCUUGUUCAAUUUAUGGUUCAAUUCCGUCAACAAUUGGAGGUUUAAGUAGGCUUAGGCAUUUAUAUUUAUCGGAUAAUUCGCUUACAGGGCUAAUUCCAGCUGCAUUGGGGAGUUUCUUUUCAUUAUCUAUUCUUGAUCUUUCGAGAAAUCAAUUAACAGGGCGUAUUCCAAGUGACAUUUCAACACUUGGGAAUCUCACUAAUCUUGACCUGUCUUCUAAUUAUCUAUCAGGUGGGAUUCCAAUUGGUUUUGGUUCACUUUCUAGUCUUGAGGUCUUGAAUUUAAGUAAUAAUAGUCUUGGUAGUUCUGUUCCUGCUCAGAUGGGCAAUCUUUCUCAGUUAGUAGUACUUGAUCUUGGAUACAAUUCUUUCUCGGGGUCACUACCGGAGGACUUGACAGGCCUGAGAAGUUUGCAAAGAUUGAUGAUUGGAAAUAAUGAGCUUGAGGGUUCUCCAUUUGAUAUUUUGUCGAAUCUUACUAAACUGGAAUAUAUAGUUCUGAGACGGAAUUAUUUUUCUGGUGAACUUCUUGAUGAUUUAUGGGAAAUGUCCCAUAUGAGACACCUAGAUGUCGCAGGGAAUAAUUUCACUGGUACUUUCCCUGACCUUAAGGCUUCAUUCAAUCCCUCUAAUGCUGUAUUCAAUUUCUCUGAUAAUCUGUUGUAUGGAAAUUUGUUCUCUGGACUUGAGAACUUUCAAUCGAUUGAUCUGUCCAAUAACUAUUUUCAAGGAUUAGCUCCUAAUGAUAGCCGAAGCAGCAUUAUUUUUACUAAUAACUGCUUGUCAAGUGUACCGAGGCAGAGGAAGUCGGAGGACUGUAACAAGUUUUACUCUGAGAGAGGUCUAUUUUUCGGCAACGAAACUGUUCCCAAGCCAUCGGAACCUCCACUAGUGAAACCGGCGAAGAGCAGAAAAAGAUUGACGUAUAUAAUGGUUGGACUUUUUGGUGGACUUGGCUUCGUCGUAAUUCUGGCAGCAGGAGUGUUAUUGUUUAUGAAGACAUGUAGUAUAGGAAGUAGAAAUCAUCAAAGGAAUGCAAAUGAGAGGCCUGUUCGAGGAGGAGGUAGAGAGCCACCUCCAAAGGUUAAUAUUGACUUGUCUGGGCUUGGAGAAUCAUUUUCUCAUGAGCAGAUACUCGAAGCUACAUGUAAUUUUAGUGAUGAAAACCUUAUAAAGCAUGGUCACUCCGGAGAUAUCUUUCUGGGAAUGUUUGAAGGUGGAUACCAAGCAGUUAUCAAGAAAGUUGAUUUAUGUUUGUUGAGUGAAGAAUCAUACAUGGCAGAGUUGGAUUUACUAGGAAAGAUCAAACACCCAAGGUUCGUCCCACUCCUGGGACACUGCUUAGAGAAUGAGAGUGAGAUGUACUUGGUUUAUAAAUACAUGCCAAAUGGAGAUUUGUCCAAUUCCUUCUAUAGGUCACCCAAUUUUGAAGAUGAAAGCUUGCAGUCAUUGGAUUGGAUUACGAGAUUGAAAAUUGCAAUUGGAACUGCUGAGGCCUUAUCGUACUUGCACCAUGAAUGCACUCCUCCACUCGUCCAUAGAGAUAUUCAAGCUAGCAGUAUAUUCCUAGACGACAAAUAUGAAGUACGGCUGGGAAGCUUGAGUGAUGUUUGUGCUCAAGGUGGAGAUAAUCAUAAGAGCAUGAUUGUAAGGUUUCUUCAGACGCCGCAGACUUCAGGAAGACGCCCAUCUGGAUCAUCAUCUGCGAUUUGUGCCUACGAUGUAUACUGCUUUGGAAAGGUCUUACUCGAGCUUGCCUGGUAGGCUUGGCAUCAGCAGCUCAAACGACGCCCAUGCAAAGAAGUGGUUGAUCACCAAUUUAUCGUUCAUCAGUAUAUACGAGAAGGAAUUGGUAGUCAAGAUUGUGGACCAAUCUCUCAUUAUAGACGAGGAUCUUCUUGAAGAAGUCUGGGCCGUUGCAAUAGUGGCGAAGUCGUGUCUGAAUCCCAAGGCUUCUAGACGCCCUUCAAUGAGACAUGUACUCAAAGCAUUGGAAAACCCUUUUAAGGUCGUGAGGGAGGAAAAUUUAAGCUCGGGGAGGCUUAGAACAACUUCAUCGAGGAAUUCGUGGACUGCUGCAUUCUUUGGUAGUUGGAACCACAGCUCAUCGGAAAGUUCUAAUAGUCAAACGAAC